Molecule: messenger RNA, 1269 nt
Organism: Prorocentrum cordatum
Lineage: Eukaryota; Dinophyceae; Prorocentrales; Prorocentraceae
Source: the annotation of a GenBank genome assembly
AUGCCGGCCGCGCCCGCCGAGCCGGAGCAGGAGAAGCCUCUGGCGCGGGUGGUGCGCCUGUGGACCGCCCACGCCGCUGCCAUCGAGGAGCUGAAGGCGGCGGACAGGCUCACCGUCGCCUCCGCCUACCGCUCCUGGGCAAAGACGGCCGAGCUGGGCCUGAAGGAGGGCGAGGCGGUGCCGUCUUUCACGGAGGUCUGGAUCGAGCUGACCAACAGGAAGCGCAAGGCGGCGCCGGCGGAGGGACCCAAGGAGGCGGACCCCGAGGCCAAGCGCGAGUCGAAGGUGGCCCGCAAGGACAAGGAGGGCGGUCCGGCGUACAGCGAGAAGGAGGCACUGAACGUUCUCUGCACAGCCCUGCACUCCAUCAAGAAGGAGCGCGGGACUCGGGACCCCGUGCAGGCGUCUUUCGUCAACAGCGCCAUCAGGCGUGUGCGGUCCGAUUUCCACAUCUCCAGAACGCCCUUCGAGCGCCUGCUGAACAUGCUGAAGCACGCCGAGCAGGAGGGCUGGCUGUACAUCGACAAGCGCAGGGACGACGUGCGGGUCACGAUCAGAAGCCUCCCCGCGCUCCCGGAGGGCGAGGCGGUGAGGUCGGUCACGAUGAGGGACACCCCGGUGACGGUCGGGGCGGAUGCUGCCCGGAAGCACCUGGGGGCGGGCAAGGAGGCCGCGAAGGCGGGCGAGAAGGCAGAGGCCGCCGAGCCGCCGCCGUACGUCGUGCUCCUGCAGGAGUGGCAGGGCCGCCACACGGGCGAGGAGCCCCCGUGCUACGCGCUGCUGCUGACGGACUGGUCGCGGCUGCGGCAGGAGGGCCAGAUCGAGAAGGUGGCGAAUCCCAUGGACGAGUUCUACGGCUCCUCGAGCUACGUCAACACCAAGGGGGGCGAGGCCGCGAAGAAGGCCGACGACGACAAGGCCCGCGAGGAGCCCGAGCGCCGUGCGCGGAGCCGGAGCGCGCCCCGCAGGGGUGCGGGCCGAGGAGAUCCAGCCAUCGACAAGCGGGAGUGCCUGAGGAUGUUCGACGUCGCGCUCAAAGAAGUGUGCGACGAGGGCUUCUACGGUGGGCUUCCUGUGAACUCGUCGGAGUUCGACCAGCGGAACACGCCCUUCGAGCGCUUCACCGACCUGCUGGAGGAAGCGGCGCGGGACGGGCUGGUCAAGUUCACCCGCCGCAGGUCGGGCCUGCCACACAACCACACCGACAAGUGGGGGUUCGUCCCCUUCCCCUUCGUUCCCUCCCUCUUUCAUCAAGCAGGUCUGACGUGA